GGGAAGGCCGGUCACUUGAUAUUGAAGAUCUUAGUUCAGCUCAGUCGUCUCCCUCUUGUCUCCUUACCAACAAAAGAGGAACUUCCAGAAUAACAUUAGCCCAAACACCCGAGUUAGGCUGAGCUUACGUCAAUAAUCUGGGAUGUUUCAGUGAUGGGCAUAACUUAAGCUAUUGACGGCAGUUCUUUAAUUCGAUGUAACCCAAAUACGGGCCGAGGCAUAUUUACAGUGUGUAGCUGAUGAAUCAUCCGUGUUACCCCGGAAUUUCCUAUCCUAUCAUAUCCCGGUGCUUUGACGAUCAUAUAUCGUGGGGAAACGAGAACCCCUGAUUAUAUCUACGUCAUGGUGUAUGACCACUAACCAAGUAGAUCAGCUUUCAUGUUGGUUUUGGGAACAUAUAUCCUCCCCACAACCGCCACCUACAAUGCGAAAUUCUGAGUUCCAAUUGAGAAUUAUGUUUUGAGGCAAUUGCUAGACCGCGCGAAAUAGAAUACCCAAUACUCAAACAACGACAACACCAUGCAUGCGAAACUCACCCUCGCUCUUGUCUUCGCAAGCAGCUGCCUAGCAAACGCUGCUGAAGUCGAGCCUCGCCAGACGUCCAAUCCUGGUGGUCCGGUUGAAUCCUUGUCAUCUGCGAUCUCCUCCGCCAUUUCGUCUGCGACAGACCAGGGCACAAGCGGAGUGCUAUCCAUUCAAACCGACACAUCCCUCCUAUCCAUCCAAACGAGUACUGGCAUCAGCAGCACCGGUGGCACUGCUUCCUCAAGCGGUUCUAGCUCCUCUGCCAAAGAGACUUCUUCCUCAUCCGGCUCGUCCGAAACCUCGGCCGGAGUAACAUCAUCUACCUCUGGAGGUGGAGCUGCACCCGCCCGAGAGACUGGCUUCCCGCUAGCGGCUGCUGCCGCGGGUUUCCUUGGGGCCGUCGCGGCACUAUAAUACUCUAGCCAUAGGCCUAGAAAGAUGCAACAGCUGAAGUUCACAGGGUCCUGUUCAUAUACAAGCUCCAACAAAUUGACGUACGCGAUGUAUCAUAUAUAUCAACAAAUGGAACCACGCAACAUCAAUAGUAACGAGAUAUUUCUUUUUGGAUAUUGGUGUCUAUUGGGAUUGAAUGGGUAGCCGCCUAAAUACAACUACUCGGCGUCGCUUGUAAUAUUUACCUCGGAAAAUAUUACCAAUAUAUAUAUUCACCUCCAGCUAACC
Molecule: messenger RNA, 1206 nt
Organism: Hypoxylon trugodes
Lineage: Eukaryota; Fungi; Ascomycota; Sordariomycetes; Xylariales; Hypoxylaceae
Exons: 1
Coding region: 520-939 (139 amino acids)
Source: RefSeq, a predicted model, not a curated record